AUGGGAGAGUCCUCAGGUAUGGGCAUUGAUAAUACCUUGGAACUUCUGUGUGUAAAGUUCCAAAAGAUCGAGAGGCUCAAGAAGUCGUAUUUCGCUGGAGGAAUCAUGGCAGGUUCCAUCGCCACUUUUGCAGUACUAUGGGUUUUUCUGCAAACUAUGGGGCUUUUCGGUCCUCAGAACACGAUUGGAGCCUUUAAAUUACCCUUCACAUUGGAAAAUUAUUUAACGUAUAAUAAAGGCCCAGCUUCAUGGGAUUCCGAAUACAAGCCUUCUUUGGUUGUCGAUACGGACACAUACAAGAUAAAGAGGCUGCCGUCCAUCGACGAGAGUAGCCUCAACGCGUCGGUGGCAUUUGCCAUCGGCACCAUCUCACGGAUCGAACGCAUAGAGGAUAACCUGGUGAACUCGGGCGUGCUGCUUGUCCUCGACAGUCCUGCGCAUCAGCACUUUCUGCAUGAUCGGCCUAAUGACAGGGCUUUGGAGAAGAACUUGGAGGCAGUCAUCGCGAUCAAGGCAUCCAUUCAACUCUCCCAAGCGCAUUGCACGAGAUACGGCUUGAACGAACACGAUUGUGCUCAAAUAAUCUCGACACUACCGCUUGGCAGUACCACUGUGGGUGUCUCGUGCGCAAUUGAUCAGGACGUCGACUGUAAUGUGGAAUCCAAGUAUCGCACGUACGACGGUAGUUGCAAUAACAUCCAAAAUCCAAAAUGGGGUAGCGCUUUCACCGGCUAUGGAAGGCUUCUCUUUCCUCAAUACGCCGACGGCAUCCAAAUGCCGAGGAAGGAGCAGGGGGUGCGCGGCCUGCCGAAUCCCAGAGCCGUGAGCGUCUCCUUGGCCUCCCAGUGCGACAAGGUCGACGUGUCAAGGACGCUCGCUCUCAUGCAAUGGUCCCAGUUCGUCUCGCACGACAUCGCCUACACACCUGUGCGCAAAAUGAUUUGGACUGGCAAGCCGAUUUCAUGCUGUCGAUCGGAUGAUCAAUGGCCAUUGCCACGUUACAUUCAUCCCGAUUGCCAAGCGAUUUCCGUUGCCGAGAAUGAUCCGAUUUAUGGAAAGUUCCGAGUUCGAUGCCUCAAUUACGUAAGAUCUCUAGCAGCUCUAAGAUCCGAUUGUUCCUUCGGCCCAGCCGAACAAAUGAAUCAAGUGAGCCACUUUUUGGAUGGUUCGACAAUUUAUGGUUCGACGUUAGCUCUGGCUUAUAAACUUCGUGCUUAUAAAGGUGGUCUGCUACGCACCAACACUAUUAAAAACCGAGAGUACUUGCCUAUUACAGAAUUGGCUUCGAAUUCGUUGUGCAAAUUGAAAAAUUGUUACUUAUCCGGCGACGAGCGCGUAAACGCCGAGCCCCAACUGGCUGUGAUGCAUACAAUUUGGGUCCGCGAACACAAUCGCGUGGCCCGCGAACUCGCUAAAAUAAAUCCCAAGUGGUCGGAUGAGAGCCUUUAUCAGGAGGUCCGACGCAUUAUAAUUGCCGAGAUUCAGCACAUCACGUACAAGGAGUGGUUGCCACUCCUUAUCGGCAAUCACUACUUACGUGCCGUUGGUCUUGGCAUUACAACAAAUUACAGCAACUCGGCCUACAGUUCGUCCAGCGAUCCGUCGAUUAGCAAUGAAGUGGCUACCGCCGUUUUGCGCUUCCACGAAUCGCUUAAACAGGGCAUAUUGAGAAUAAGCGAUAACGAUAGGAAUAUUAUUAGCAGUAUGAAUCUAUCGGACUACUUUUAUAAGCCAAGAUCAAUCGAAAUAAACGAUACUUUCGAUGGUCUUAUCAACAGCCUUACCACACAGAUCUCACAACAAAUGGAUCUUCACUUGAUCUCAGAUUUGACGAAUCAGCUUUAUAAGACUAACGGCACUAUAGGUCUCGAUCAAAUUAGCAUUGAUAUUCAGCGAGGUCGAGAUCACGGUCUUCCAGGCUAUAAUGAUUAUCGUAAACACUGUGGUUUACGCAAGGCAAAGACUUUUGAUGAUUUCUUAGAUUACAUUCCGAUCGAGACGGUGAUGAAAUUGAAAGAUCUUUACAAGCGCCCGGAUGACGUUGAUUUGGUGAUUGGUGGAAUGGCCGAAAGUUCGGUCGAUGAUGCCAUUUUGGGACCAACAUUCCGCUGCCUUAUAUCCAGGCAAUUUCUGAAAAUUCGUCGUACCGAUAGAUUUUUCUAUACUUCCAUCGAACAGCCCGAAUCUUUUACCAUAUCACAGUUAAAUGCUCUGGAGAAAGUAACGUUGGCGCGAAUUUUCUGCGAUAACGGCGACAAUAUUAAUAGAAUACAGCCAAAUGUUUUCUUAAAGCAACAAAUUGGAAAUGAAUUACGGCCCUGCACCGAUUUCCAAGCGAUACCAAGUAUCGAUUUAUUCGCAUGGGCAGAGAAAGCAAAGGCUUACCGUUGAAUGGCUUUAAGAUUGACUUGUCACUCUUCACAUCGAAUGUCUCGGCAAACGUAUGACACGGCCCGGGAUAAUAUCGGAAGGUGAAAAGAAUGGGGCGUUGGUUUUUUUCGGCGAUUUCUAGUUCAAAAAAAAAAAA
This is a messenger RNA of Ceratosolen solmsi marchali, 2527 nucleotides long. Its product is annotated as peroxidase. Bases 1 to 2391 code for a protein of 796 amino acids. The record is from RefSeq and is a predicted model, not a curated record. Gene Ontology annotation, biological process: response to oxidative stress. Gene Ontology annotation, molecular function: heme binding; peroxidase activity. The transcript is spliced from 13 exons. NCBI's taxonomy places the organism in Eukaryota, Metazoa, Arthropoda, Insecta, Hymenoptera, Agaonidae.